Molecule: messenger RNA, 4132 nt
Organism: Syngnathus acus (greater pipefish)
Lineage: Eukaryota; Metazoa; Chordata; Actinopteri; Syngnathiformes; Syngnathidae
Gene: fmnl3
Product: formin-like 3
Exons: 26
Coding region: 339-3506 (1055 amino acids)
Biological process (GO): cell migration; regulation of cell shape; cortical actin cytoskeleton organization
Cellular component (GO): cytosol
Molecular function (GO): actin filament binding; small GTPase binding
Source: RefSeq, a predicted model, not a curated record
GAUCACACAAGAAUAAUGAAUGGAAACGCGUCGGAGCCAAGAAAGAAAGUCCAGCAGCAACUUCUCGAGUAGCGAUUUUGAAAGUUGGACGCGAAAGGAAAAGCAGAAAGUCGGGACCGUGGCGGAAAGCAGUAGCAAAGAAGAGCGGAUUGGACCGGCCGGAAUAAAUGGCAUUUGGAUUUAGGAAAGCGAGACUACCGCACUGUCACUUUUUACAUGGAAGAAGUGGAUCCUUUGGAUUCUUACGUUGAUCACGUCACUGGAAUAUUUGGGAGAUCUGGAUUGGAUUAACUUGAAACAGUUUUGCGACGAGUAUAAUUACGAAGAUACGAAGAAAAAUGGGAAAUAUUGAAAGUGUGGACGGCCAGUCGGAGAUGAAGCAUCACAUUCUGCCCCUAAAGGUGCCCAUGCCGGACCCCACCGAGCUGGAGGAGAAGUUCGCCAUCGUUUUGAACUCUAUGAACCUGCCUCCAGACAAAGCCCGGCUCCUCAGGCAGUACGACAAUGAGAAGAAGUGGGACCUGAUUUGCGACCAGGAAAGGUUUCAAGUGAAGAAUCCACCUCACACUUACAUCCAGAAAAUCCGCGGCUACUUAGACCCCGGCGUCACCAGAAAGAAGUUCCGCAGGAGAGUACAAGAGUCUACCAAAGUCUUAAGGGAGCUGGAGAUCUCUUUGAGGACAAACCACAUUGGGUGGGUCCGGGAGUUCCUCAACGAUGAGAACAGAGGUCUUGACGUCUUGGUGGAGUACCUCUCCUUUGCCCAGUGCGCUGUCAUGUUGGAUUUUGAGGGGCUGGAGAAUGGCGAGGAUGGCGGCUUCUUGGACAAGGCCAAAUCUUGGAGCAGGUCCAUCGAGGAUUUGCACCAGAUGAGCCCUCAGCCCUUCUGCAACACGCUGGUGCGCUCGGCCCGCCAGUCUGUCCUCCGCUACGGCUCGCUCUCCGGCAGCAAAACCAUCAAGAACUCGAGACUCGUCAGCCAGAAGGAUGACGUGCACGUGUGCAUCUUGUGCUUGCGAGCCAUCAUGAACUACCAGUACGGCUUCAACAUGGUCAUGUCUCACGCGCAUGCGGUCAAUGAAAUUGCUCUCAGUUUGAACAACAAAAGCUCACGGACAAAGGCCUUGGUCCUGGAGCUGCUGGCUGCCGUGUGCCUGGUUCGAGGAGGUCACGAGAUCAUCCUGUCAGCGUUUGACAACUUCAAAGAGGUGUGUAAGGAGAAGCAUCGUUUUGAACGGCUGAUGGAUUUCUUCCGUAGCGAGGAGGGCAACAUCGACUUCAUGGUGGCUUGCAUGCAGUUCAUCAACAUCGUGGUCCACUCGGUGGAGGACAUGAACUUCAGAGUUCACCUGCAGUUUGAAUUCACCAAGCUAGGACUGGAUGACUACCUGGAGAAAUGUAAACACACCGAGAGCGACAAGCUAUCGGUGCAGAUCCAGGCCUACCUGGACAACGUGUUUGACGUGGGCGGCCUGCUGGAAGAUGCCGAGACCAAGAACGCGGCGCUGGAAAAGGUGGAGGAACUGGAGGAGCACCUGUCUCAUGUGACGGAGAAGCUUCUGGAGGUUGAGAAUGAAACCAUGAUGAAAGUGGCUGACUUGGAGAAGGUCCUCCUCCAGAAGGAUAAAGAUCUUCAAGCAAUUCGGGAGACGUACGAGUCGACCAACACGCAGGUCACCACCCUGAGGAGGGUGCUGAAGGAGAAGGACGCCGCCUUCCAGAGGCACUUCAACAUUGAGAGGCGGCUGCUGGAGCUGGAGCAGCAAGGCACCAUCCGCCUGCACAAGAAGCCCGAUGGAGACAUCGCCAUCGAGCCGCUCGGCGUCAGGGGCGAUGCGGCGGGCGCCGGCCUCGCCAUCCCCCUCGCCGACUUCGGGGCGCUACCUUUGGCCUCGGCGGCAGCCACGUCCGACCCGGGGCUACUCGAUUCCAGUUUGCCUCCGGCCAGUGAAGCUCCGCCCCCGCCGCCUCCACCGCCUCCUCCUCCUCCUCCACUUCCUUCGACCACAAGUACGCCACCACCUCCACCUCCUCUGGCUCCUCCUCUGCCUGACGCUUCUCCUUCUGUCAUCCUGAGCGUGGGUCUCUCCGCUAUUCGAAUCAAGAAGCCCAUCAAGACAAAGUUCCGCCUACCUGUGUUUAACUGGACCGCCCUGAAGCCCAAUCAGAUCAACGGAACCGUGUUCAAUGAGAUCGAUGACGAACGGGUGCUGGAGGAACUGGAUUUGGAGAGGUUCGAGGAUCUCUUUAAAACCCGUGCACAGGGUCCCAUUGUGGAUCUGUCAUGCACAAAAAGCAAAGUGGCUCAGAAGGCGGUGAACAAAGUCACGCUGCUGGACGCUAAUCGCUCCAAGAACUUGGCCAUCACGCUGAGGAAGGCAAACAAGAGCACAGAGGAGAUCUGCAAAGCCAUAGAGAAAUUCGACCUGAAGGCCUUACCGGUGGACUUUGUGGAGUGUCUGAUGCGCUUCCUGCCCACGGAAGCAGAGGUCAAAGUUCUUCGUCAGUACGAACGGGACCGCCGUCCGUUGGAGCAGCUGGCCGAAGAGGACCGUUUCAUGCUCUCGUUCAGCAAAAUCGAGAGGCUCACGCAGAGGAUGAACAUCAUCACCUUUGUGGGCAACUUUGCCGACAACGUGGGCCUGCUCACGCCGCAACUCAACGGCAUCAUCGCCGCUUCCGGCUCGGUCAAAUCCUCGCCAAAGUUAAAACGAAUGCUCGAGAUCAUCUUAGCCUUGGGCAACUAUAUGAAUAGCAGUAAGCGAGGCUGCGUUUACGGCUUCAAAUUGCAAAGUCUCGAUCUGUUGCUGGACACCAAGUCGACAGACAGGAAAAUGACGCUGCUCCACUACAUCGCUCUCAUCGUGAAGGAGAAAUACGUGGAGCUGGCCAACUUCUACAAUGAACUGCACUUUGUGGAUAAAGCCGCAGCAGUGUCGCUGGAAAACGUUCUGCUGGAUGUGCGGGAGCUGGGUAAAGGCAUGGAGCUGAUCCGGAGAGAAUGCAGUCUCCACGACCACUCGGUCCUGAAGGCCUUUGUCCAGGCCAGUGAGACCCAGCUGGAGAAGCUGCAGCGAGACGCCAAGACAGCCGAGGAAGCCUUCAACAAUGUGGUCAACUACUUUGGAGAGAGCGCCAAGACCACUCCACCGUCCGUCUUCUUCCCCGUCUUUGUGCGCUUCAUCAAGGCCUACAAGGAUGCCGUGGAGCACAACGAACAAAGGAAGAAGCAGGAGCAAGCCAUGAGGGAAAAGUUACUGGCCCAGGAGGCCAAGCAGCACAACCCCAAGAUUCAGGCUCACAAGAAGAGGCAGCAGCAGCAGGAGCUGAUCGCAGAGCUGCGCAAGCGCCAGGCUAAAGACCACCGGCCCGUGUACGAGGGGAAGGACGGCACCAUCGAGGACAUCAUCACAGUCCUGAAGAGCGUGCCCUUCACAGCCCGCACGGCUAAACGCGGCUCACGGUUCUUCUGUGAAGCCAACCUCUGCGACGACUCCAACUGCUAGCCCCUCCCCCUUUAACGCCAAGAUCUGCGAAACCAGCCUUACCUGCGAGCUGACGCCCUGAUCCGGAACGGUUGGAAGAGACCCUAAACCACUUAUUGAUCACUUAAACCGCCUGCCUUCCUUUGCUAUAACCUUCCUGGCCUUGUUGCCCGUCAGCCGGCCGGGGCUGUAAAAGAAAAGGGGGGAGGGGGGGGGGGGGGUCAGAAUAAAGGCCUUGUUGUAGCUGGCUAAUUUAUUUAUUUAUAAAAGGCCUUUUUCCAGCCACUUUAAAAAAGUGAAGCACAAAGGAGCGUCGAGUGAGCUCGCAAGCCGGUGAGAGGAGCUGAUGGACUUGCAUCUUUUUCGUCGACACGGGCGUCAAUGAUGCAGCCAUUGGGAUAUUUUCUUUUUUUUCAAAGACUUGCAGAAAAACAUGCUUGCUGUUGCAUGAUGGAUGCACACGGUGGUCUCUCAAGCCACAGGUCGGGGGUUCCAGCCCCCCCUGGUGGUGAGUCUGCCCUUGAGCAAGAGGAAGGAAGCAAGUAGCGACAGCCUGUUUGCCGCCAAAAGUUGUUGCUUCAAAUGUGCCUUUGUUGUUAUGUCUUCAUAUUUGUAUCAUAUUUGGAAGAAUGUAUUUCCAUUGCCUA